Messenger RNA from Humulus lupulus (European hop), 519 nucleotides. RefSeq lists its product as uncharacterized. Lineage: Eukaryota; Viridiplantae; Streptophyta; Magnoliopsida; Rosales; Cannabaceae. The record is from RefSeq and is a predicted model, not a curated record. The transcript has a single exon. Bases 1 to 519 code for a protein of 172 amino acids.
AUGUCACCAUAUCGAUUGGUGUAUGGGAAGUCUUGCCAUCUACCGGGAGAGCUAGAGCAUAAGGCUUGGUGGGCUGUAAAGAAGUGUAACAUGGAUAUGGUUUAUGUAGGACAACAACGAAUGCUUCAAUUGCAUGAGCUAGAAGAAAUACGCAAUGAAGCAUAUGAAAGCUCAAUAAUCUACAAGGAGAAAACCAAAGCUUUUCAUGACAAACAUAUUAUUCGAAAGAGUUUUGUGGAAGGUCAGAAAGUUCUCAUGUAUCACUCUCGCCUUAAACAUUUUCCUGGGAAGUUGAAGUCUCGCUGGUUAGGUCCGUUCACUGUCACCAAGGUUUUUCCUCAUGGAGAAGUCGAAGUUGUAAGUCCAAGUACAGGAAAGUCCUUCAAGGUGAAUGGUCAGAGAUUAAAGCCAUAUUACGAAUCAAUGGAGAAAGAACAAGCUGCUGUGAUUCACCUCAUUGACCCGGUAUAUGUUGAUGAACGAGCUAGCGACGAUAAACUUAGCUACUUUGUAAAUUAG